Hypomesus transpacificus is the source of this 3002-nucleotide messenger RNA. It is a transcript of the gene dpp9, whose product is annotated as dipeptidyl-peptidase 9. Bases 212 to 2869 code for a protein of 885 amino acids. The record is from RefSeq and is a predicted model, not a curated record. The transcript has 21 exons. Gene Ontology annotation, biological process: proteolysis. Lineage: Eukaryota; Metazoa; Chordata; Actinopteri; Osmeriformes; Osmeridae. Gene Ontology annotation, molecular function: dipeptidyl-peptidase activity; serine-type peptidase activity.
GGGAUUCCUCAUUGAGGCUGGCUUCACCCUGCUUUGUCAAGCUAACUACAAUUAGAAAUCUUUGUUACAGGCAAAGAUUGUCAGUCGUUAUGAUCGGUUACAGAAGAUUUUGACAAAUUUAGAAAACGGGUUGGAUAUUAGUUCUAUAUCUGAAUACAAAAUAUAGGGCUGAACCUGUUAUCAAAUCUGGUUCAGGCUUGUUGGGUGGUUGAUGCAUAGAGUAAAGAGGGUGAAACUUGAAGACGAAACUCAAGGUAGUUGUAAAAGUUACUCAGCUGUUGGGAUGACUGCAGUUGACGAGCUCUCGGACAGCACAGAAGUGGUGGAGAUGGAGGACGUUCCCACGCAGUUCUUUGUGGAGAAGCACACCUGGGACGGCCUGAGGAGCAUUAUCCACACCAGUCGCAAGUACUCAGGGAUGGUCAUCAACAAGGCCCCGCACGACUUCCAGUUUGUGCAGAAGCAUGACGAGUCGAGUCCCCACUCCCAUCGGCUGUACUACCUCGGAAUGCCCUAUGGAAGUAGGGAAAACUCAUUACUUUACUCGGAGAUCCCUAAGAAGAUUCGCAAAGAGGCCCUGUUAGUGUUGUCGUGGAAACAGAUGCUAGAUCACUUUCAGGCCACCCCUUACCAUGGGGUGUACUCCCGGGAGGAGGAGCUGCUCCGGGAGAGGAAGCGACUGGGCGUGUUUGGCAUCACGUCGUACGACUACCACGCCGAGAGCGGCCUCUUCCUUUUCCAAGCCAGCAACAGUCUCUUCUACUGCCGCGAUGGGGGAAAUAAUGGCUUCAUUCAGGCGUCCCCCAUGAAGCCUGUAGAGAUUAAGACACAAUGCUCAGGCACGCGCAUGGACCCCAAGAUCUCCCCAGGGGACCCAAGCUUCAUGGCUUUCAUCAACAACAAUGACCUGUGGGUGGCCAGCAUUGAGACCGGAGAGGAAAAGAGACUCACAUACUGCCACAAAGGGCUAAAUAAUGUGAAGGAGGACCCCAGGUCUGCAGGCGUAGCCACAUUUGUGAUCCAGGAGGAGUUUGAUCGCUUCACAGGCUACUGGUGGUCCCCAGCUGCUCCUGAAGAUUCGGAUGGAGGGAAGACCCUUCAGUUAUUGUAUGAGGAGGUGGAUGAGUCAGAAGUGGAGGUCAUCCAUGUCCCAUCCCCCGCUCUGGAGGAGCGCAAGACUGACGUGUACAGAUACCCUCGCACAGGGAGCAAGAACCCUCAAAUUACUCUCAAACUGGCAGAAAUUCGAACAGACCACCUAGGCAGAAUUGUGAGCACACAAGACAAAGAGCUGGUUCUCCCAUUCGCCACCUUGUUUCCCGGAGUAGAGUACAUUGCCCGAGCUGGCUGGACAAAAGACGGCAAAUAUGCAUGGGCUGUGUUGCUGGACAGGACCCAGCAGCGCCUCCAGCUGGUCCUGCUCCCCCCGGCCCUCUUCAUCCCUGUAGCAGAGGACUCCGCCCAGCGAGAGGAGAGCGUGGAGGCCGUGCCCGAGGGGGUCCACCCCUUCAUCAUCUACGAGGAGACCACGGACAUCUGGAUCAACGUCCACGACAUCUUCUAUCCGUUCAUCCAAACCAAUGACGACGAGAUCACCUUCCUGUGGGUGAACGAGUCCAAAACAGGCUUUUGCCACCUGUACAAGGUCACCUCCCUGUUACAGCAAGGCUGCUACCAGUGGGCCCGAGACUACACUCACUCCGAAGAUGAUUUUAAGUGCCCGAUCAAGGAGGAGGUGACACUGAGCAGUGGGGAGUGGGAGGUGUUGGCCAGGCAUGGCUCUAAGAUUUGGGUGAACGAGGCCACUAAGCUUGUGUACUUCCAAGGCACCAAGGACACACCCCUGGAGCACCACCUGUACGUCGUGAGCUAUGACUCUCCGGGAGACAUCAUCAGGCUGACCAAGCCUGGCUUCUCUCACAGCUGUUCCAUCAGCCAGAACUUUGACAUGUUCGUCAGCCAUUAUAGCAACGUUAGCACGCCUCCCUGCGUCCAUGUCUACAAGCUAACAGGCCCAGAGAGUGACCCCCUCCACAAAGAGCCGGAGUUCUGGGCUAGCAUGAUGGAGGCUACUGGAUGCCCCACGGACUACGUGCCUCCCGAAAUCUUUAACUUCCCGGGGAAGUCAGGGUUCCAGCUCUACGGCAUGUUGUACAAACCCCACAACCUGGUCCCUGGAAGGAAGCACCCCACAAUCCUCUUUGUGUACGGUGGCCCUCAGGUGCAACUGGUGAACAACUCCUAUAAAGGAGUGAAGUACCUGCGUCUGAACACUCUAGCGUCUCUGGGUUACGCUGUGGUUGUUAUUGAUGGAAGGGGCUCCUGUCAAAGAGGGCUGAAGUUUGAAGGGGCGCUCAAAAACAAAAUGGGCCAGGUAGAGAUUGAGGACCAGGUGGAGGGGCUGCAAUACGUGGCUGACAAGUACAAGUUUGUGGACCUGAGUCGCGUGGCCAUCCAUGGCUGGUCCUACGGAGGAUUCCUCUCCCUUAUGGGGCUCAUCCACCGGCCCAACAUCUUCAAGGUGGCUGUAGCGGGGGCCCCCGUGACCGUGUGGAUGGCCUACGACACGGGCUACACCGAGCGCUACAUGGACGUGCCCGAAAACAACCAGCAGGGCUACGAGGCCGGCUCGGUCGCCAUGCAUGUGGACAAGCUGCCCAACGAACCCAACAGGUUACUCAUACUUCAUGGAUUUCUGGAUGAGAACGUGCACUUUUUCCACACCAACUUCCUGGUGUCUCAGCUCAUCAGGGCAGGGAAGCCAUAUCAGCUACAGAUUUACCCCAACGAGAGACACAGCAUCCGCUGCCCGGAGUCUGGAGAGCACUACGAGAUCAUGCUGCUACACUUCCUCCAGCAAUACCUUUAAUGAGGGCUGCGGUGUAUUGGACAGAGCCUCUCCCCUUCCCCCUGCACCCCUGGCCUAACCUAUGUACCUAUCUAUAUCUACCAGUCACCCUGUCUCCAACGACCCUACCCCCCCCCCCCCCCCCCCCCCCACC